CCAGCUGCAGGCACUUUCCCGGCCCAGGCUGCGGUGCGGCCCAUAAUGCGAGUGUGAGAUGCUUCUCUGGGCUUAGGUGGUGACGAUACUCGCGUGGAUGUGGCUGUGUAGCAGGCGCUUCGUCUUCUACAAACAUUUUUAUAGGACUUACUCGCUCUGUUGAGGAGAUCGGCCCGGUCCCACAGCUUCCUACCCCUCGCCGCCCUCUUUGCGCCGCGGAGCGGCACCCUCAGAGACUGCGGGCCUGGCCCGGCGGGCAUGGAGGCCUUCAAUGGCGCCUCGCCGCUCAGCCGCGCGCUGGUGGAUCGCCUCCGCCAGGAGUACGAAAAGGUGGUCACUAGCUGCCAAGAAAAAAUCCAGCACUGGAAGAAGGUGGAGAGUGAUUAUGAGGCUCUUCAGGAUCAACUCCAUACAUUGCCCAAUAAACUGUCUUACGAUAUCAUGGUACCUUUUGGUCCUCUCGCCUUCAUGCCAGGAAAACUUCUCCACACCAAUGAGGUUACUGUUCUGCUUGGGGACAACUGGUUUUCAAAAUGCUCAACAAAGCAGGCUGUUGAGCUGGUUGAGCACAGAAGAAAAUAUGUAAGAAAAGUGUUGGAUGAUUUGCAAAAAGUCAUGAAGAAUUUUGAAUCACGGGCUGAAUUCAAAGAUCUGCAGAAAAUGAGUGAUGCUGCAGGUGAUUUUGUUGACAUAAGAGAAGAAAUUGAAGAUCAUAGUAUUGAAACAAAAGAAAAAUAUGGAACUGCUCACAAAGCUCACUCAAAGCCAAAAUUAUCAAAUGUUUUUGAAGUGGAUUUUCCAAUGAAUGGAAGUGAUACAAAAUUCAUGGGCCAUUUUCAGUCAGAGGAGGAACUGUGGGCCCACUUGGAAGAGCUUGAGAGACAAGAGCUUCUUGGUGAACUCGACAGGUACAGUGCUGCAGUAGCACUGUCAUGUUUGGAGCUCAGAAAGCUACAGGCGUGUGAUUCUGUUUGUACACAAAGGAUCUUGCAGAUGCCUAAUACAGUUGAGACAAAUGAAGAAGAUACAAGCUCCUCUGAAGAGAAAGAAGAUAAGAGGACAGAUCUGAAUGGGAUGUAUAGAGCAGAAGACUGUAUUACUCAGGGUGACUUCCAUAAAGAAGUAACAAAUUCAGACUUGUUUGGUGGCCAAGUUAACGGCUCUACUUUUUAUCACAGUGAUGAUGAAGAUGACAUAGAUAUUGGAGAUAACUCUGUUCCAACUAUUUUUUUCUCUCACACUGUCGAACCUAAAAGGGUAAGAAUAAACACAGGAAAAAAUACUACUUUGAAAUUCAGUGAAAAGAAAGAAGAGGCCAAGCGUAAAAGGCAGAACAGCAGUGGCAUUGGCCAUGCAACUCCAGAACUGCCUAACAUCAAAACCCCAGCAGACUUUUACCGAGUCUUUGUUGAUAUUGUGAAUGGAGAAUAUGUCCCUCGUAAAUCAAUUUUGAAGUCUCGAAGCAAAGAGAACAGUGUUUGUAGCAAUACCAGUGAUAACAGUGCUGCUGAGUUUGAUGAUAGACGAGGAGUUCAGAGGAGUAUUAGUUGUGAUGAAGCCACUCAGAGUGACAACAGCGAAAGCAUAUUGGAGGAGGAGGAGGCGGAGGGGCAGCAGCAGCUACCGAAAAAGCUUCCUUCCUCUUCAGGGACAACUGAGGCAUUUUCCGGAACUGUUAUAGGAAAAGAAUCUUUGUCUCCCUCCUUAAUUCCCCACCCAGUCAUUGCUCACCCUGUCCUGCCUACCAUUCUGGAGCAGAAAUCAGAGGAAGUCUUGUCCAAAGCAUCAGAAGAAACUCCAAAUAGGAUUUCAAAAUUCAAAGCUGCCAGGAUGCAGCAGCCCAGCUAGGUCCUGCUCAGCCAACCAGAUAUAUCUGGGCAUAUUUGUUGAGACUAUGUAGAACUGUAUGUGUGACAUCUCACUCCCUAAAAGAGUGUCCUCUUGUUAAUUUGGCAUUUGUUAUCCUCGAAACAUUUAUUGGCAAGUUUAAAAAAACAAAGGUUCAGUGUUUGAACACUUGAGUUUUCAUCUCGGUGGGUUUCCCUGUGUGCUGUCACCACCUUUAUGUAUGUUUGCUUUACAAGAGCAGCAGUUGGGUUCUUUUUCAAAAAACUGUUCCUUGCAUAUGUUGUUUUUGUAUUUAAACAUAAAUACAGGCAGUUUAGUGCCAGCUGUGAUGUUCUACAUACCAUAUGGACCAUUUUAAGGAAACUUUUCACAUUUCAAAUAGAUUCAUCAGUUACAUUGCAUUACUUUCUUUAGCAUUUUAAGACACUUGUAUUCACAUUGCCGUGGGGGUUGGACUAGAUGAUCUUUAGAGGUCCCUUCCAACCCUUGGGAUUCUGUGAUUCUGUAGGUUUUGCAACUAGGUGUCUGCUGAAAUUUUUUUCCUUCUUUCAAACAUCUCACUGUACAGAUCUAUAAAAUGUUCAUGUACAUUGCAGGGAAGUUUCUUUGAUGGAAAAGGGUAUUUUGUAAAAUUAAAUUUUCAGU
Molecule: messenger RNA, 2493 nt
Organism: Melopsittacus undulatus (budgerigar)
Lineage: Eukaryota; Metazoa; Chordata; Aves; Psittaciformes; Psittaculidae
Product: unconventional prefoldin RPB5 interactor 1-like
Exons: 11
Coding region: 259-1848 (529 amino acids)
Biological process (GO): negative regulation of transcription by RNA polymerase II; negative regulation of phosphatase activity
Molecular function (GO): transcription corepressor activity; chromatin binding; phosphatase inhibitor activity
Source: RefSeq, a predicted model, not a curated record